Fusarium poae is the source of this 696-nucleotide messenger RNA. RefSeq lists its product as uncharacterized. The transcript has 6 exons. Gene Ontology annotation, molecular function: ATP hydrolysis activity; ATP binding. The record is from RefSeq and is a predicted model, not a curated record. NCBI's taxonomy places the organism in Eukaryota, Fungi, Ascomycota, Sordariomycetes, Hypocreales, Nectriaceae. Bases 1 to 696 code for a protein of 231 amino acids.
AUGGUGGAUCUCGAGACCUACAAGAAGCUACAUCCCGAUAGCGAUACCCUUACAAAACGGCCACCAUCUUCAGGCUCGAACAGCCUCGAUAACAGUUACAUGUCAGAGGAAAGUCCAGAGCUUGGAGAUGACUUCUUUAUUUGCCUUCCAACAUCUAUAUUCGGCUUCAACAUGGAUAACAGAACAUGGGACAACUUGGAUGUGCACUUCCUACGCGACGUCGUUUGGAACACUGAGGCUUUCAAACUUCUCGUUGUUCCUGAUCAAACAAAGCUUCUUGUACAAGCUGUAGUCAUGAACCAACUUCGAUCUACGGAGAGUGCUGACAUCAUUCCUGGAAAAGGCAAUGGGCUUUUCAUUCUUCUUCAUGGAGGUCCUGGUACAGGCAAGACACUCACAGCAGAAAGUGUAGCUGAGAUUGCAAAAAAGCCUUUAUAUCGAGUGACAUGUGGUGAUAUCGGCACAAAGGUUGAGGAAGUUGAAGAUUAUCUUCACGUUGUCCUGCAUCUUGGGAAAACCUGGGGCUGCGUUGUACUUCUAGAUGAGGCAGAUGUCUUCUUAGAGCAGCGAUCUAUGUUCAACCUCGAGCGAAAUGCUCUUGUGUCUGUAUUCUUGCGCGUCCUGGAAUACUACGAUGGUAUUUUUACCUCCUCUGACAAGAUAAACGUCUCAUUAACUGAUGUCAAGGCAUCAUAA